Stegastes partitus (bicolor damselfish) is the source of this 6020-nucleotide messenger RNA. RefSeq names its product striatin interacting protein 2 (gene strip2). Bases 87 to 2606 code for a protein of 839 amino acids. NCBI's taxonomy places the organism in Eukaryota, Metazoa, Chordata, Actinopteri, Pomacentridae. The transcript is spliced from 22 exons. The record is from RefSeq and is a predicted model, not a curated record. Gene Ontology annotation, cellular component: cytosol. Gene Ontology annotation, biological process: cytoskeleton organization.
AGUCGGCGCUCCUCCCGGCGCGGUGCAGUCUCAGCUCUCCACCGGACCCGGUAUGAGGAGCCAGUGAGCCGCGGCCACCGUCAACCAUGCAGGCGGAGGACAUGGAGGUACCUAUCAUUAAUAACCUUAACGAUAACGGCGACAGACAGAGGCCGAAAGGGAAAGAUGUGUUCAAGGAGCAGCAGAAGGAGUCGGAGAGCUCCAUGGAGUCUCCGAACCUGGAGUUUGAGUACGGAGACACGGACACACUCACCGCUGAGCUUUCAGAGCUCUACAGUUACACAGAGGAGCCGGAGUUUGCCCUGAACAGAGACUACUUUGAGGAGGACUUCAGGAGCCAUGCUCGAGGCCGGAGGUGGAUCGAGCUGACGGUGGAGGAGCAGAAGGCGUAUGUGAUGAGGCUGCUGGACGCUCUGGAGGUGACCGACCGGGACAAGAGGCUGAAGGUGGCCAGAGCCAUCCUCUACCUGGCUCAGGGAGUGUUUGAUGAGUGCGACACGGAGGUGGACGUGCUCCACUGGUCCAGACACAACGUCUUUCUGCUCUACGACAUGGGCAUCUUCACGGCGCUGCUGGAGCUGCUCAGCAUGGAGAUAGAUAACAGCCAGGCGUGCAGCAGUGCAGUGAGGAAACCAGCCAUCUCUCUCGCAGACAGCACAGAGCUCAGAGUGCUGCUGAGCAUCAUGUACCUGAUGGUGGAGACUAUUAGAGUUCAAACAGAAGACGACCGACCUGAGUGGAGAUCAGCCAGAGAGGCCUUUAAGAAUGAGCUAGGUUCACCCCUCUACAACGGAGAGCCCUUCGCUCUGCUCCUCUUCACCAUGGUGACCAAGUUCUGCAGCAUGAACGCUCCACACUUCCCCAUGAAGAAAGUGCUGCUGCUGCUCUGGAAAACAAUACUGUUCACUCUGGGGGGAUUCGAGGAGCUCCAGGAGAUGAAGGUGCGAGGCCGGGAGCGUCUCAACCUGCCGCCGCUGCCGGAGGACAGCAUCAAGGUGGUCAGGGCCAUGAGAGCCGCCUCGCCCCCGGCCUCCGCCAUGGAGCUCAUCGAGCAGCAGCAGCAGCAGAAGAGAGGCCGCCGCAGCCGCAGGAGUGCCUUUGUUGAUAGCUUGGAAGGAGACAGUCCCUUUCCCAAGAAGCAGCCCCUCGUAAAGCAGGACAGCCUGGACACGUACAACGAGCGAGACCCCUUCAAGAACGACGACGCCCGCGACGAGGAGGAGGACCCCGAGGACACCGACAGCGGCAUCGAGGGGGAGGUGGAUCCGCUGGACCGGGAUGUCAUCAUCCAGCCGCCGCCGCCGCCUCCUCCUCUGAGACCCCCGACAGAGAGGGUCAACUUCCCCAAAGGCCUCCCCUGGGCGCCCAAAGUCAGGGAGAAAGACAUCGAGCACUUCCUCGAGACGAGCAGGAACAAGUUCAUCGGCUUCACUCUGGGAAAUGACACAGAGACCCUGGUGGGCCUACCCAGACCCAUUCAUGAGAGCGUCAAGACUCUUAAACAGCAUAAAUACGUGUCCAUUGCUGAAGUGCAGAUCAAAAGAGAAGAAGAGCUGCAACAGUGUCCGCUCACUCUGGGCGAGGAGGAGGUGGAGGAGACUCCAACAGAGAUGCUCUACCUGGGAAUGCUUCCCAACCUCUCACAGUAUGUGAUCGCCCUCCUGAAGCUGCUGCUGGCUGCAGCUCCGACCUCCAAAGCCAAAACCGACUCUAUCAACAUCCUGGCUGAUGUGCUGCCUGAAGAGAUGCCCAUCACAGUCCUUCAGAGCAUGAAGCUGGGAAUCGACGUGAACCGUCACAAGGAAAUCAUCGUCAAGGCCAUCUCGGCUCUGCUGCUGCUGCUCCUCAAGCACUUCAAGCUCAACCAUAUCUAUCAGUUCGAGAUUGUCUCCCAGCACCUGGUGUUUGCCAACUGUAUCCCACUCAUCCUCAAGUUCUUCAACCAGAACAUCAUGUCCUAUAUCAGUGCCAAAAACAGUAUCUGUGUUCUGGACUUUCCCCACUGUGUGGUCCAUGAGAUGCCUGAACUUACAGCUGAGAGCCUGGAAGCAGGAGACAGCAACCAAUUCUGCUGGAGGAACCUGUUUUCUUGCAUCAAUCUGCUGAGGAUCCUGAACAAGCUGACCAAGUGGAAGCACUCGAGGACCAUGAUGCUGGUUGUUUUCAAAUCUGCCCCCAUCCUGAAGAGAGCUCUGAAGGUGAAGCAGGCCAUGAUGCAGCUCUACGUUCUCAAGCUUUUAAAGAUCCAGACCAAGUACCUGGGCCGCCAGUGGAGGAAGAGCAACAUGAAGACCAUGUCGGCCAUCUACCAGAAAGUCCGCCACAGGCUCAACGAUGACUGGGCCUACGGAAACGAUAUCGACGCCCGACCGUGGGACUUCCAGGCGGAGGAGUGCGCCCUACGGGAGAGCAUCGAGAAGUUCAACAGCCGCCGCUACGAUAAGAACAAGAACGGAGACUUCACACCGGUGGACAACUGCCUGCAAAGCGUGCUGGGCCAGCGGGUGGAGCUGCCCGAGGACUUCCACUACAGCUACGAGAUGUGGCUGGAGAGGGAGGUGUUCUCGCAGCCCAUCCAGUGGGAGGGGCUGCUGCAGAAUCCAUAACCCACUGGAGGCAGGCAGGGAGGGAGGGUAGUGGAGGGGGGAGAAAUAUGGGGCUUGAUGCAAAUGUGAAGGUUGUAGCGAUGGAAGUGAGGUAAGAAAGCAGCAGCUGGAGGUUGUGAAGUCACCAGCGAAGUGAAAAUGGAGUGCUUGGUUUUGAUGCCACACACUAACAUGUGCCUACGACUACUGUGAACACACACGACAGGCAAGAUCAGAGGUAGCAGUUUAUAUAAGAAAAUCUGGUAGCAGGAGACUGUGUUAGCCAGUUUUACUGCCCCCCUCAUGUCACACAACAAAAACGUCCGUUUAUAUUAUCCAGUACGUCCCCUUUUUUAACACGUCGGUGCUUUUCGGACUCCUUAGUAACCUAUUUAUUUGUAUCAGUGUGUGUCGGUAAACAUUUUAUGAUGAAGAAAGAUGUACAUUUGAAUUAUUUCUAUUCUUUUUUUUUUUUUUUUUAACGCAAAGCCUACUGCGGGUUAUUGGGGGUAUUUGAUUGUCGAUGAUAGGUUUUCAAAUCUUUUCUUAUGUAUUUUCUAGAAAAAAAAAAGACAAACCACAGGGUCACGAUAGUCCAAAUGUAGAAGUAGGAGCUGUUUGCUCUCAUGGCACCAAAAAAAACAAAAGGUGAGAGAAAUAUAUACCAGCUGUAAGUGUAUGGGUUUGUUUGUGGAUGUUCAAACUGUGUGUGGGCAGAAAGAAAAAAGAAAUUCACAAGUGGGGAAAUGUGGAGAGAAGGUAGAGAAUAGUGAUGCUUGUUUGGAAGAAAUUGUAUCCUAUUUGUUUUCUUUUUAAUGUAAAAAAACAGAAAACCUUGUACAGAAUUCCUGCUAUUCCAAAUAUCUUCAAAUCCCAAAGUCCCAUCUGUAAACACUGAUGUCCUCAAAUCAAGUUUAUUUUCAUUUUGCAGUACAUACACAGUAGUACAGGCAAGAUAAGAGAGCUUUCUUCAGCAUCAUUUAAUUAGUCAGUUUUGCAGAAUGCACGUCUGGGAUAAGACAUUAAACGUUCACUCUCGCUGUCUCCUGAAGGGGCGGCAGCAUCCAUGCGCGCCACCAUCAAACCUAUAGGAUUUGUUCAUUUACACACUGAGCCUCAGCCGCAUUCGAGUCCUGAGGGGUGAACUAUGAAGCGAGAAUAAUGAGUUUGCAAGAUGCGUUGAGCCUAAAGUCAGAGUUCUCAGUGUGAUAAAGGUCUGUGUUAACUUGCUAUAUCGCCAUGGCAACUGAUGCUGCCAAGUGUCUUGUACUGCCGGUACUGCAGCUAAUAGAGCAACAGACUAGAAAACGAAUUGGUUUAUUGGUAUUUUUGCUGAGAACAUUCAAUCACUCACAUUAGCGUCACCUUGAUUUGGAUAAAAACUGAAAUAUUUCCACUUAUCCUUCAACAUGAGACAGACCGUCUUGAGUAGCAUGUCUAAAUGAAUGAAUUUCAAUUUUAAGAGCUCAAAUGUUAUGUUAUUUAGGAGAUAUGUGGCUGCAUUGAGAGUGCACUGAUCUGCAAAUAUGUAUUCACUACAUGAUUAACAAUUUUCCACCAGCAUGCCUCUUUUGCAUCAGUAGCAGCGCUUUUUAGCAGUUUGAUAUUCUUCAUAGCUCUCCAUUUAUAACAAGCUGUUCCUCUUGACUGAAGUAGGCGACACACCGUGGGGUUCAUUUUGUGCGGAAGCAGAGUCAAUUGUUGCGUUAAAUGCCCUUUUUUUAUUAGAGUGCACACAGAGAAUAAGGAAGAAAACCUGUUUAACAAAGAAAGCUGAUAACCGUUGUCGUGAUAUAUCUGCUUGGGGUUUUGUCAAACUUGCUUCAUAGUUCAUUCCUCAGGAUUGCUGCAUACAAAAGGAUGCUAACCAGACAUGUAUUUGACUUUUCUCUUUUACUAAACUUGUACUUUUUGGAUAAAGCAGAAACUCCGGCUCUGUGCCACUUGUUGUUGACACGUUGCUGCUCCUUAUGUGCCGUUGGAAGUGAAAACACGACUGCGGUUCUCGCCGAGUGUCGAGCACUUGUGGGUGUUUUCCUUCCUCAGGCCAAGAAGCCGCUGCGCAAGUAAACUCAAAUGUGCCAUCUGAAGGGUUUUCUAAAUGCAGUUUUGAAAGAGAAAAGCCUCCAGGAUCAAGGCGAACUUGUUGAUUUCAAUGCGCUCUUCAGCCAGACCAGCACAGCUCUAAUAAAGAGCCUCUCGGUGUUGCUUCCCUGAGCUUUUCUACGAAGGUUAAUCGAAUAUCAGCGAUUAUUUAAAAAACGCAAAAAGCAGGAAUUCUGUGCGAAGCUGAACUCCCUGCUGACACCCUCUCCAUCUGCCUGACAACAGCACAAUUACAUAAACCACUGAGCACACUGGUGGCGGCCUUGGCCAGCACACCUUUGCCACCUUUGCUUGAAAGAACACACAAGGAAAAAAAAAAUGGUGCUGUUUUUCUAGUUUGUCGUCACUGUAACUUCCUUCACCUGCGACUACCUAAGCGGGGCUCCAGGGUCGAAGUGUUUUCUUGGACACGUCUCUACACAAACGAGCACAGAGGACAAAAAAGAUCAGCUCUUUUCCUAUGAUUCAAAUUGUCACCCAACUUGCUCCGAGGGGUCAAGAGCCGUCACGUAUCAACUCUGUAUAGAAUAAUAAUUUGGGUCUUCUCUGUAGAAAUCGUGCAUGACCACCGUUCUGUUCUGUGCCUGUGUUCGACAUUUUAAACGGCUAAUUUUUCGGGGGGGGUCUAAUGAUGUUUCCAGCACAAUAAGAAUUGUAUUUUUUCCUCUUAAAGUCACAAUGUUCUGCAUCACAACUAUUUAUUUUUCUUCAGGAUAUCUUUAAAAAAAAAUAAUAUUGUAUACUUUAUAGACUCUCAGGUUUAUGGAGAUAAUAUAUUGCAAAAGUUUUAAAAAGCUUCCUUGCCAUCGUCUAGCUCACUACCUGCAGUGAGGAAUAAACAUUUAUCGUCACGUUCUCUCGCUGCAGCAACACCUGAAGCACCAACCUCUUACUGCACAGGCUGUACAUGGUCACCGUAACCCCAUCGUGAGUUUUGUGUCGACGCAUUUCAAGUUCAGGUGUACUUUUUUGUAUCUCGUGCCAAAAUUCGAGUGCCAUUUCCUAUUUUUUAUUUUGCCGCCAUAUUGAAAUCACUACUGAAGGUUUGCAAUACAAAAAAAAAACAAAAACAAAACGUUAUUUUCUACCUGAAAAAUUGUACAAUCGAUGAAAAUUGCUGUUUCUUGUAUCAAAGUGUUUAGCAUUGUUAUGGAUGUUACUAUGUGUUUUGUUACUCACAUUUCCAUAUCUGUAAAAGUCUAGAUACAGUAACUACACAAUACUGACUUUGUUCAGGGGUACGUGCAAUUACAGAUUCCAUAGAGGCAUUAUACAAUAGAAUGACAGAUUACAAUAUCAGAGUUGCUUAUUAAACAGUGUUGACCACUU